Molecule: messenger RNA, 1416 nt
Organism: Hydatigera taeniaeformis
Lineage: Eukaryota; Metazoa; Platyhelminthes; Cestoda; Cyclophyllidea; Taeniidae
Source: the annotation of a GenBank genome assembly
AUGCCCCUGGAUCCAUUCAGCGACAAACUCUAUGAGGCUGUUGCAGAGGGUGUCAUUCCCUGUAAAGUAAUCAACUGCCUUUUCUCCAAUGCCAUCGAUGAAAGAGCAAUCAAUAUGAGUAACAACCUUUUCUACGCUAGUCACAGGGUUGAAAAUCUCCAACUAGCGCUUACAGCAGCACUGUGCAACGGCUGUGCUGUCAAAAACAUCACGGUGGAUGACUUGAUGGGAACUAGGCCCAACUUCAAAUUAGCUAGCCUUGAGUUCCUAAAGCAAGUCAUUCUUAAGGGUUAUUAUCAAAAUAUAAACAUUCACGAGCAUCCUGAAAUCUUUACGCUUCGGGAAGUACAUGAAGACAUAAAUGACUUAAAGUGUCUGUCACCAGAACAGAUCCUUACUAGAUACGUGAAUUACCACCUUAGAAGUGCAGGCAUUACCAAUGUUCUUACAAAUUUUGAGUACGACUUAUCCGACUGUGUUGUAUACGCCCAUCUGCUCUACAAGAUCGCUCCGGUUACCAUUCGACCUAGACUUCUUCCUGAUCAUCAAGUGCUUGUUUAUAGCAAUAUUGAAAAUCGUGCGAAAGCCGUUCUUCAGAAUUUGCGAGAGCUGGGAGCAGAAAUGUUUCUCUGUGAAGAUGACUUCUUACAUCCCGAGCAUCAACGGAAAUCCCGCGGAGUGCUCCACCUCAUGACGGUGGCCUUCCUAUUCGACAGAUUUGCGGGUGAAAUGAAGGCACACGGAGGCGGUGAUUUUCCCAUCUCCAAAGAAGAUGUCAAUGAAUUGUCCUCACGUAAUUUUAUCAAUUCUAUUAAUGUUAAGCCCUAUUGCACUCACGUGAUAAGCAAUUUGCGAGACGGGCUGAUCGCAAAACAGGUAUUUGAAGUGCUGCGACCCGGCUUUACAACAGGGGUGAAGUUUACACAUGAAUUUGAUUUGAUUCGCCGGGAUGCACAGUUCUUGCAAAAUAAUACUUGUAUUCUUCGGUUAGUGCAGGGAUACUCCUUCCGUCUGCCUAGUCUGGAUGCUUCACGACUAACCACAAGUGAUCAGGAGAUGUGUGAAGUCCUGCUCAUGGAGAUGCUUCGAAGCUACCUCACCCACGAUGCCUACGACGAGCAUGAGCUACUUAAGUGGGUCAACGAUCAAUUGGCACGAGCAGGGAAGCCCGUUGAAUUACGCAGUUUUCAGGACCGAUUGAUAGCUGACGAAUGCCUCUUUGCAGUUGUCUUGAACAAUCUCACUAACGGGUUGGCUUCUAAGGACUACCUUCGGGGAAAACGUUAUGAAAACGCUAAAUAUUACAUCUCCGUUGCGCAUAAGGCUGGCUUUCGUGUGUUCACAAGGCCAGAACACUUUGACGUCUGCUCUCCACGAUGGGUUGCCAUUGCCUUUGCUGCUCUGCGCUGGAGUUGA